Molecule: messenger RNA, 813 nt
Organism: Cuscuta epithymum
Lineage: Eukaryota; Viridiplantae; Streptophyta; Magnoliopsida; Solanales; Convolvulaceae
Source: the annotation of a GenBank genome assembly
GCCCCGCGUUUCUGGAAUGCGAUGGCCGAUGAGGCGCAGCAAGGUCAGUAGCCUUCUCUUCUCUCUCGUGUCUGAGGCGCCUAAUUCAAACCUAUCUUGAAGCGCGAUUAUUCUGGUGACCAUGCCGAGACCCCCGAAACGAGACAAGCAUCCCAACUCUGUUGCCUCUCCUCAUCCACUACCAGAACUAUGCUUCGAAGGAGAAAGCCUGGAUCAUCUCCUUGAAGCCUUCUCCAGCGAAAUAGAGUCUGCCAGAAGCACGGACACAGCUUUGCCGGAGAAAUUCUGGUUUAAGCAACAGUUCUCAAUGGGAGUGAAUGAAGUGACACGAGUGCUUGAACGCAUGCCCCCAGUUGCUGCCACGCCCAAUGACGAUUCAGUCCAAGCAGUUCCUCCUCAGACUCAACUUCAAGCUAUACUGCUAGCAUCUGAUUGCAACCCAUGGGGGUUGACCAAGCAUCUAUCCAGCUUGGCUGCUUCUAGGAGGGUGCCUCUUUUAUUUGUGAAAGACAAGAAAAGAGGUUCUCUUAGGUUAGGGGAAGUGGUCAAACUCAAAACUGCAAUUGCUGUUGGUGUGAAGGUUAGAGGAAACGCCAUCAAUAAAUUGGUCAGCAGUCUGCUUCUUCAAAUGCCUACAUAGUUUUUUUCCACUCUAGUCUCUACAUAAUGACAACUCCCAAUUCCAAUUCAGUUCUUGUAGUUCCUUUCAAAAAAAAAUUCAGUUCUUGUAGUUAAAUAUAUGCAUACCCAAGAUGCAGUGUUGCAAUCAAUUUUGAUACACCAGUAGUUUUCUGAGCAAGGAAAAGUAUAUUG